AUGGCAGGGCUUAAUGGAAACACCAGUAACGCUGGCAGCAAGGCGAUUGAUAUCAACAAGUUGAUUCUCACGUACAAGCGAAGUGGAAGUUUUGAUGAGAGAAAGAAAGAGAUUUUGCAGAGUUUUGUUGAAACACCCCAAUACCAGCAGUUGAUGCAGCUAGUUAGAAAGUUUGUUGAUAAUGAAAUCUCCAAAGAUCCCUCGUUAUUGUUUAAGAAUCGAGGCCAGCUAACAGCGCUAAUUGAAGGGUCUAUAAUGAGAUUGCCUGAUUCUGUUGGGAAGAGCAAUGUGGACAACAAAGGUGAAAACGCUGGUCAAGAACAGGAUAUAUCGCCAGAAGACAUAUUUGAAAGUUUUGAUGAGUUUGAAGAUAAUGCUCAGAUAUCAUCUGUGAUAUCGAAGAUGAUAGAUAAUUUGGCAAAUGAAUCAACAGUCAAUUCUAAUAGAUUGAGGAAUGAAGUCAAGAAAUCGUUAAAUGAUAUGGUUGAUAAAGAACAAAAUAGAUAA
Molecule: messenger RNA, 507 nt
Organism: Ascoidea rubescens DSM 1968
Lineage: Eukaryota; Fungi; Ascomycota; Saccharomycetes; Ascoideales; Ascoideaceae
Gene: SHG1
Product: Shg1p
Exons: 1
Coding region: 1-507 (168 amino acids)
Source: RefSeq, a predicted model, not a curated record